Lottia gigantea (owl limpet) is the source of this 597-nucleotide messenger RNA. RefSeq lists its product as hypothetical. The record is from RefSeq and is a predicted model, not a curated record. The transcript is spliced from 7 exons. Bases 1 to 597 code for a protein of 198 amino acids. Lineage: Eukaryota; Metazoa; Mollusca; Gastropoda; Lottiidae.
AUGGCGGAUCAACAAUACGGAGGUUAUGGUGCCACAUCGGCGGGGUAUGGUGGAGCAGAUCAAGGCUAUGGCCAGCAGGCCUAUGGUCAACAACAACAACCACCACAACAACAACAACCACAGCAGCAACAAGGAUAUGGUGGAUAUGAUCCUAAUGCUUAUGGACAAGGUGGUGCCACAUCUGGACAACAAUCUGGUUAUGAUCAACAAAGUUAUGGUCAACAAGCACAAUCUGGUCAAGGUUAUGGACAGUACAAUCAGGGUGGUUAUGGACAACAAAAUCAAUCAGGCAAUUCUGGAGGGUACGGUGCACAAGGACAACAAGGGCAAGGUGGUUAUGGCCAGCAAGGAGGUUAUGGACAAGCUGGAUCAGCAGGAGGUUAUGGACAGCAGCAACAGCAAGCAGGUUAUGGUGGUGCUGAUCAAUCAGGAGGUUAUGGUGGAGGUAACCAAAGUGGUGGUUAUGGAGGUGGUAAUCAGUCUGGUGGCUAUGGAGGUGGUAACCAGGGUGGUUAUGGUGGUAAUCAAGGUGGUAAUGAAUAUGGCAGUGGAGGAGGUGGUUAUGGAGGACGAAGUGGAGGAGGAGGCUAUGGGUAA